UUUUAAUGUCAGCAACCGAACAAGAUCAAGAUGAUUCUAAAGAAGUAAUUGAACCCAAACAAGAGGUCCAAGAUGAUAAUAUCUCUGAAAAGAUAUUACUCAAGCCAAAUAAAGAUUCCCCUGAUGUUGAAGAAAAGAAGAAUAUUAUGGAAAAAGCUGAUGAAGCUGAAGAAGGGCCCAAAGCCAUACAGAAGACCAAAGAAAAUGAGGAGUCUGCGAAGGAAAUUGAAAACCCUUCACCUAAGCAUGUACCUCUUGAAGAAUCUCAAAAUUUACCAAAAGAGUCUACUGAAGUUUUAAAAGAACCCUCUCCAAUUUCUCAUUCCCCAAAAAUUUCUCAGGACUUAGAUUCCAUACCCCAGGCUCAAAAUCAAAUUCCAAAUGCACAGAACACCUCUAAAAGUUCUGAAUCAGCCUCUAAAACUCAUAAAUCUCCAAAAUCUGUUUUACACCCUCUAUCCCCUUCAAACCCUUCCAAAUCUCCUCAAAACUUAAAUAAAAUUCAAAAUUCUCCCCCUAAUUCCUCAGAAGGAGCCAAAGAAGAGGACGACUUCUACCAAUUAGAAGACCCACACACCUCACCCCCUCCACACCCCAAAACCCACCCUCAAGACCCUCACUCCCCCACUCACUCCACUCAAAACCCCAGCCCUAAACCUCAUCCCAAAGACUCUACCACUCACCCUCAAAAUCCUGAAAAUUCCCAGUCAAGCCCACUUAAAACCCAUCCUAAAGAGUCUAUCCCUGACUCUGAGGCACAAAAUGAGAAGAGUAAUGGGCCUUCGCAGGAAGAGAAAAUUGAUAAAGAAGAAGAAAUAGGGAAUGAAGGUGAAGAACCAAAUUGUGAAGAGCUUAUUGGGGAAGAAGAGGGGGAACCAGUUGUGGAGAAGCCGCCAGUUGGGGAGAAGCCGCCAGUUGUGGAGAAGACGCCAGUUGUGGAGAAGAAGCCAGAUGAGGGAGAAGGAACAGAUGAGAGAAAGAAGCAGCAGGAUGUGGAGAAUUUUAGUGGAAAAGGAAGUAGAGAGGAAGAUGAAGAGAUUGGGAGCCGAAAAGUUGAUGAAAAUGAAGAAGUUCUGGAAAAAGAUGAGGGGAAAGAGAAUAUAGAAUCUGGUGAGAAUUCGAAGUCGGCUUUGGAGGGAGUUGGGAAAGAUGAAGAGAUAGAAGGGCAGAAGGAAGAACCUUUGAAAAGUAUAGAACGUGAGGACUCAAAUCAGGACCCUCAAAAUCCUCCUGAGACUAGCCAUCCUCCUUCAACACCACAGGAUUCUGUCACAGCCUCAAAUGCUGAUCUCCACAAAGACUUGUCUCAAGUUUCUCCUCUCAAGCCUCAUCAAAGUGACUUAGAGAUUCCUUCAAACCCUAUUAUUCUUCAUAAGCAACCUUCAGAGGAAGAGGUACCUCCAAAAGAGAUUUUAGAAGAACAGGUUGAAGAAGAACAAAAAGAUGCUCCUCAAAGACCUAGUUCUAACUACCAUAGCCAUUCUUAUAUUGGCACAAGGAUAAUGAAUGGCCAGAGACCAUCUAGAAUCCUUAGAAGCAGUAGGAACUCCAGAGACGCUAAGCUGAGUCACCUAGACUUCUCAAUCCAGCCUCCUGAUCAGGAAGAAGGACAAAAGCGGGAAGAGUCUCAGCUCCCUACAGGAGCUGAGAAAACCGAAGUUGAUAUCGUCCAGACUAAACGUCAGCAGUUAUUACAAGAUCGCAAGAAGAGGUCUCGUAAAAGCCAUAGAGUGAUUCCAAAAGUGCAGGAUAAACCUGAUACUGUGAGUCAAAAAAUCGUUCAGGAGGAGCUGGCUCUCCUGAAAUCUAAAAAUAAAAUUCCUAGUCGCAAGAAUAACCAGAGAAAUAUUAGCUCUCGAGAUCAAAAAUCGCAGCAUUCAACUUACAACUUGCAAGCAAUGGAUAAGCAAGGAAGGAAAGAAUUAGGAGAAAUUAAAGAAAAUCAGAAAGACUUCUUAAAAAAUAGAGAGAUAAGGAAGGAAAAUGAGCAACUGCAGAAACGAAAAGCGACUGAAUUUAUCAGAAAAUUACGUAAAUCUCGUCCUAAGCCAAAACCAAAGAAGAUUGAUGAAGAAUACAUGCACAAGAUUGAAGCCCAGAUGGAAGAGCGGAGGAUCAGAGAGGAAGAGGAAAAAGAAGCCAAGCGCCAACAGAUCAAAGCCAGGAUUUCAAAAUUGAAAAAGGAUAGGUUAAAGUCAAAACAAGAGAUGCAGAAGAACACCAAGAAGCAGAACCACAUCUUAGGUGAAGACAAGAAGAAAAGGCUCUACCAACAAAUGGAAGAAAGGUAUGUCAAGGAAUACCAGAUCCCAGAACUUGAGAGGAGAAAGAACGAGCUUGCCAAAAGAAGAAAUUUCUUGAUGGGUCAAAGAAACGAAGUUGAGGAAUAUGUAGAUAAAAGCGAUAACAACAAGAGGUUCCACAGUUACAAUAGAAUUAGCUUCGACUCUAAGCAAGAAAAAGGAAUUUCAGAUCAAAAAUAUAAAAGAAAACCAAUGAGCAAGAAGUAUACAUUUAAAGAAAAAGCAGAGUCUUUAGUAGCUGAUCGAUCAAGGGAGGACUCGAUAGGCCAGAUAAAGGGGAAUCAGGUGAACCAGUAUUACCAUAAUGCUAAAGCUUUGGAAAAUGUGCUCAAAGAAGAAAAGAGUAACCUUCAAAAACUUGAGAGAGACAAAAAGAAACUCAUAGAGCGAAAACAGAAAGUAGCAAGUUAUUCUAAACUUGUCCGCGAGAUUCAUUGGGAUCAUAGUGAUAGAAAUAAGAGAGAUGUCAAAUACAACCCUCUUAAAAAGAGAUCUGUUAUAGGAGAAACCGAUUCCAAUAAAACCUUUGAGAAUCAUAACAGAUCAAGAAUGGCUGCUGUAGAGAAGGUUAAAGAGAUAAGAAGGAAACAAGUUAAGAAAGAAACAGAUAUCGAAAAUAGAAGGCAGCCAGAGGCUAAUAACUUCAUUGUUGAUUCUAAUUCUUCUAAUGAUAUCCCAGCCCUAAAUCAUUCAUACUUACCACCUAACUCUGUUGGUAUUAAAAGAGAAAAUCCUAAAUCUCUUAUAGUAAAUAAGAACCUUGGUCGAGAAUCAGUUACAGCGAACAGAGAAAGUCCUGCUCUACAAGUAAGACCCUUCGUUUUGGCAGGUAAAGAAAUGCCAUCAGAACCCAGAGAUGUAUCUCCUAACCUAAGCGCUUUAAACGUUAGUGGUCUACUAGAUGACUCUCAGCUCCCCUUCCCCGAAGGGGUCGGCCCAUCACUAAGAGACUACCCCCACCACCAUGCCCCACCCCACAACAUCCAAGGUCCCCCCCUCGAAGUAGACGACGCUAUGAUCGAAGACAUCCAAAAACGCCUCGAACUACUCGACGAGUUCAAAUAA
Messenger RNA from Moneuplotes crassus, 3368 nucleotides. The record is from the annotation of a GenBank genome assembly. Lineage: Eukaryota; Ciliophora; Spirotrichea; Euplotida; Euplotidae.